AUGCGGCUUCAAACAGGAUUAACACAGACUGAUAAAAAUGAAAUAGCACAGUUUUCAGAUUGGCUUUUAAGAAUAGGAGAGGGUCGAAUAUCUGAGCCUAAUGACGGCACCGCCGAAAUUGACAUACCACCUGAUAUUUUGAUAAUAGAAUUUGAUGAUCCGAUUGUGGCCAUUGUCAAUACCACAUACCCUGAUUUCAUAAAUAAUUUCCAAUCCGUUGAUUACCUUAAAAUUAACAAAACAGGAGAAAUUCGUGACUACUACAACGCAAAUUCAGUUGACAAGUCUGAGAUUCAUGACCCAACAGUAGUUGAUAUCCUCACGCCAGAAUUUCUAAGUUCCCUCCGAACAUCAGGUUUGCCUAACCAUCACUUAAAACUAAAGGUUGGGACACCUAUAAUGCUCAUGAGAAACAAAGAUCAAUCUGAAGGUUUGUGUAACGGCACAAGGCUGUGCAUAACAAAGAUGGCAGCCCAUGUACUCGAGGCUUCAAUAAUGGGCGGUAAAGGUUUAGGAAAUUUGGUUUGCAUACCUCGAAUGGACAUGUCACCAUCCCAAUCACCAUGGCCAUUCAAACUGAAUAGAAGACAGUUCCCUAUUAUAGUUUCCUAUUCUAUGACAAUCAACAAAUCACAGGGACAGUCAUUGGAUAACGUCGGUUUGUACAUACCAAGAGAUGUAUUUACACACGGUCAGAUUUAUGUUGCAUUGUCAAGAGUAACAACAAAAAAGGGAAUCAAAAUACUGAUACAUGAUGAAGAAAAGAAAUUCAAGGGGAAAACUACAAAUGUUGUGUAUAAAGAGGUUUUUAACAAUGUCUGA
Messenger RNA from Vicia villosa (hairy vetch), 822 nucleotides. RefSeq lists its product as uncharacterized. The transcript is spliced from 2 exons. Bases 1 to 822 code for a protein of 273 amino acids. The record is from RefSeq and is a predicted model, not a curated record. NCBI's taxonomy places the organism in Eukaryota, Viridiplantae, Streptophyta, Magnoliopsida, Fabales, Fabaceae.